Portunus trituberculatus (swimming crab) is the source of this 1665-nucleotide messenger RNA. Its product is annotated as UDP-glycosyltransferase UGT5-like. The coding region runs from base 31 to 1563 and encodes 510 amino acids. Gene Ontology annotation, molecular function: UDP-glycosyltransferase activity. NCBI's taxonomy places the organism in Eukaryota, Metazoa, Arthropoda, Malacostraca, Decapoda, Portunidae. The record is from RefSeq and is a predicted model, not a curated record. The transcript is spliced from 7 exons.
UGUAACACAUAUCGCCCCACUUUGCUCAGGAUGGUGUGCACUGCAUGCGUGGUUGCUGCUGCACUGGUGUGGAGCGCUGCAGGGCUGCUUGCUCCCCCUCAGAAGAACUACUCGAUCCUAAUGCUCAUUCCGUACUGGGGAAAGAGUCACAGAAACGUGUUCAUGCCUCUAUCCGAAGCUCUAGCUGACCGAGGUCACAAGGUCGUGAUGCUCACUAUGGUGCCGGAAUCGUCCACACACCCGAACAUCACUGAGGUUAGCUUCUCCCUGGCGAACGUGAAUGUUGAUUCUUCGAAUAUGUUUGAUCUCUUGGGUACUAGCAUCAGGACCACCUACAUGCCGAUCAUCGCCCGGGAGAUGUACAAGCUGCCGUGCGUCAAGAAGUUGUACAAGGAAAGGAAACAGUUUGACCUCAUAGUGGUGGACUACUCAUUCAGCCAGGUGGUGUUCCCUUUCGUGCAUGAAGUAUUCUACAUCACCGUGGCCACCGUUGGCAAUGAGCCCUUUCUCAGCGCAGUGAUGGGUAACGUCCUUAACCCGUCUUAUGCUCCAAGCUUGUGGUCUUCCUACGUCGGCCACUUGUCCUUCUGGGAACGCAUGCAUAACAUGGUUCAACACGUCUGGCCAUCCAUCCUCUGGAAGCAUUGGAACUUUAUACCAGACGUGCAGAGAGAAAUAUGGCAACACUUCCCAGACUUGCCGCCGCUAAUGGACAUUGAAAGGAAUCAAAGCUUAACAUUGAUGAACACCCACUUCAGCAUUUCCACGCCUAUGCCUCUGCUGCCCUCACAGGUGGAGGUGGGCGCUAUGCACUGCCGUCCCGCUAAGCCUCUGCCUCAGGAUCUCAAGGCGUGGGUCACGGGCGCGGGCUCUGCUGGCGUUGUCUAUUUCAGUCUGGGAUCCACUGCUAGCGGGAUGUCUAUACCUUCUCAGUACAGACAAAUUUUCCUGGAAGUUUUCCGCAGGUUGCCGCAGCGUGUCCUGUGGAAAUACGAGGGCGAGCUGGAGGGCAUGUCUGACAACGUGAGGAUCAGCAGGUGGCUUCCCCAGCAGGACUUGCUCGCUCACUGCAACGUGAAGGUGUUUAUUUCUCAUGGCGGUCUCCUCAGUCUGCAAGAGUCUAUCUUCCACGCCACACCACUUCUCAUCCUCCCCAUUUACGGUGACCAGUUCAGGAACGGAAUGUUUGUGGACGGCUCGGAUGUGGGGCGCACGUUGAUGUGGAAGGAGCUCACUGUUGACAGGAUCGUCGAGGCCCUCACUGACAUCAUCACCAACCCUAAGUACCAAAAGAACGUGGCCAGAUUGUCAGCAACCCUAAGGGAUCAACUGACGACGCCGCAGGAGCGAGCCGUGUUCUGGACGGAGUACGUGAUCCGCCACCGUGGAGCAGUCCAGCUGAGGUGCCCCGCUGCCGACCAUUCCUGGGUGGAGUUUCUGUUACUGGACGUGAUGGGCCUGCUGCUGCUGGGCCUGCUGCUGCUGCUGUUCUUCACCCGACGAAUCCUAAGGGCAAUCUCUACCAAAAUUUUCGAUGGCUAUCCAAAGCAGAAAACUGCCUAGAGGCGUCAAACAAGCAUGGAGGAGAACAUGAGAACACUGGAUGUAUUACAGGAACGUCUUGCAUUUGAAUUUACAUCGUAUGAUCUUCAACCAAGUAGUUGA